GCCGGACACGGUGCGUGCCGCGUUUUGUGAUGGUUUUUGAUUUUUAGUUUUACACCAAUCACAUACGACUAGUAGUUGUUGAAACAAAAAUACGCUCUUUUCCUCCGGUUUCGAUUCUAUUAUCGCUUUUGGAACUCGGCUUAGCGCUAUUUCUUUCCGCACAUCUCUCGACACACCACAGUGAAGAUUCCAGCCUUAAAUAAUAGCCGACCCCGUUUCUGGUCACGAAUUAGUCUAGCUACCGAAUCAGUUUGAAAGCACGUGUUGGCCGCCGCAGGAAAGCCCCCCAUGCGCCACAAACAAGGAAGAUCAAGAUGUUAAGUGCAGCUUUGGCAAGAUUGGUGCUGCUGGGCUUUGCAGCAACGCCCAAAUCCUCGCAAUCGGUGCUUGCCGGAAUACAACUUCCGGGCCUGCCUCUCAGAAGCAGCGUGAAGGAAUCACCGUCGGCACUAGUGACGAGCCCCCCUGUAGUACUAGGAGCACCACGACCACGACCUCCGGAGAGGGAGACCACACUUGUCGCACAGUGCCGCGGAUCGGCAUGCAAUAGGUUAGCCCCGGAAGGAGCUGCCAGAUCUCCUUCCGCUGCGCAGCUAGAAAUGAAUACCACCGAGGUAGGUUGUGAAGAACGCCAACACAGGCGGACCCUUUACACGUCGCGGAAGAAUUUUUAUGACUACGCCCAGCACCGACGCUUUCUUAUUCUCGUGCAUAAACUCGCACAGGAAGCAAGACGUGGCUCGAGAAACCGCGAGAGGCCGAGGCAUUCCCGACAAGUGCAAAAACCACGAGGCAAGCCUUGGAAUGUUUUUGCUGAAAAUGCAAACGAAAAAGGUGCUAGUGCCAGUACGACACAGCAAGUAGUAGACAAAGAGCUACAUCAAGAGGCGCAAAAUGAGAAAGUAGUGCGGAAGAUGAACAGUACGAAUACUAAUGUCUUCGAGUUUGGGCAACUACAGCACAACGAUAGGAGAGCGGCACGACUGCAAGAACCGAAGCAGCUGCUCUGGGAACUAGACGUUCUGGCCGAUCGCAUAGCACAGCGGAUAAUAUUCGGCGCAGAAAGAAGUAGUGAGGCGCUCCCGCUUCACCGACGUAUUGAAGCCCCUCAGCCCACUUCGCGACCGCAACCGCAACCGCAGAACCUCGGAAAGUUUUUUACCGACAAUUAUCGAUUUACCCACUCCGCGUCGACUGACGUACUACAAAUAUCCGACAGAGCGGCAAGGACUAACACCGAGAAGAGUGCAGUAACAGAAAGCAAGCAGUCGGUGGCGCAAAGGAAGACCAUCUGCGUGGUGUCUAGCAGGAAUGGAGGCGGUGACAGAGAAGUUUUUUUCCGGUCAGCCUCAACAUCCGAGGAAGCACAUCAGCAUCAAGUUCGAGACGAAGAUGCCUCUGCCACGGCUGCUACGAAUAUUACAGAUUUUCACGCGAAGAUACCGAUUUCGGAGUUUUUGACUGCAUACGCCAUUAUCCUCGUGAAGCUCGUGGUGCGUGUCGGACAGUGGAACAAAUCGGACGCCACCUCUCCUUCGCGCAAAGCGGCAAGCCCGGAAGUGGGACACUUGGAAAUGAAGCUUCGCAAAAAUCCAUCACGUUCGGCGCACUCGUCCGGCUGGUCACCAGAGAGGAUAAUCGUUCCCUCUAGGAGGCGGGCUAGUUCUACUACAGAGUUUUGUUUGCGGCCUGGGUCUGUUCUUCAGGAGAGCCCCAGGGAGGUCUUCCGGGUGGCAGCGUGGGUCGCAGAUGAACAAGUUGAUAAAGGUGUAAGCCGAUCCGCCCAAAAAGAUUUUUGGGCGACACCGCAGUAUGGGGAGCAGGAACCGCCGGACAUCAAAUACAAAUUCCAUCCGAAAAAUAAAGCUUGCUCUAGCACGGGCACGACCUCCCGACGAUUAGCCGAGGUACUAGUACCUCCAUCUUCGACGUGGCACAAAUUUCAGGAGGUUUUUCACGAACGAUUUGUGCGCCAGGUUGCGGAAAGCGUCGAGAAGAGAGAGAGGCCUUGGAUCGCGAGACUUACCUGUCUGGUGGCUCACCACACGCCUCUCACGGAGGCGGCCUUCGGUGCCGGAGAGUGGUUCCUUUGGAAGCAGGGCGCGGGCCUGCUGCGCACCAAGAUGCUCACGCUGUUAUGGCACGGCAUCACCGGGGAUCUUCAAGUCGGUACCGCACAAGAGAAAGCGAUGCUGCACGCGCACGUCCGCGAAAACCUCGUUCGGGGGCAUAAUUUUUCGCCCUCCUCCGGCCUGCUGACGGCCGCAGAGCAGGAGGGGGCUGUGUUGGAAGUGAUGCGGAUGAUGAUCUUCCUCUACAAAGCCUUUGCGCUCCGGGCGGGACGCCACUAUCAAGAAGAAAAAUCCCCCCUCCCCAUAUCGAAACGAAGUUUCUGAUGCUGGAUUUGCGUACACAAAUCGGGUCUGUCUUGCUGGAAAGGACUGCAGGCAUUUACCAAGCCUCGGUCGAGAGGUUUUGACGUAGGGGACUAGCAUGACAGACGUCGGCCCUAUAAGCCCAACAGCAUCACAAACCGCCGGCAUAAUGCGGCGGACUCUCUGGCUUUGCCUUCUUGCAAGACAGACAGGAUUUGUGACCUCAAAUCUGCAUCACAAAUUUUCAGACGAGUGCGUUUUCAAUAUGGGGAGGGGGGACUUUUCCUCUCAAUAGCCACGUGCUCGUGUUCGUGCGCCUGACCGCGUACUUGUUUCUCCUGCAGCGAGUGAUCGAUCUUCUCGCCGCGUCGUCCUCUCGCCGCGGAAUGAUGUGGGAGAUCGCGAAUAGCUCGAUUCUCCAGAGUCUCUUUCCAAGUGCCAUCGACUACAGCAGACUGGCUGAUCUAACGACCCUCGCGCGCCAUUUCCUCGACGCAACCGGGACUCGGGAAAUAUUUCACAGCAUCGUGGAAGCGGCCACAGCCACGACAGCAGACCUUGCGGAAGUUUCAGACCUGUUGAACCUUUAUUAGAGCUUCAUCCUCUCGUCGCUGGAAAAAAUGCAAUUUAUUAGCAACGAAGAAGAGUAAUAAAAGUCGAGGCGCCCGCGCUGGUAAGGAUGCCGCGCCAGGAAAUUGCUGGCUCUGUACUUCUGUGCGCUAUAGGAUACGGAGGCAUGCGCAUCUGCCUGCGUGCUCGAAAGUUCGUUCACCCGAUUGAAAAAAGACCCGACAGAGCAAGAUGCUUUUCAGUGUGAACAUGAGCAGACAAUGUUCAGUGGAUAAUUUACCUAAAACAUGCUCGGGCAAAAAGCAGGUGCCGAUCGUGCGGCGCAAUUAAAGAAUACAAUAUGCGACCAAUGCGAUAGCUUUGCGUGGUCGAGCAAUAGCAGUCCAAGUCUCUUGUUGAUGAAUAUAGUUGAUGAAAAAGUAUCUAUACUGAUAUUACGGUACGUAGUUCCCAAGCUUCUACUAUUGACCUUCAGCGCGCGCGCGCAUGCAGUAGCACUAGCAGCUUUUUAUUUUCUCGAAGCUUUUUUCGGAUUACUGGCUAAGUAGCUACACAACCUCAACGCAGCACGCGGACAAGCCCCCUCGUGCUCCCGGUGCCACGGCGUCGAAGCAAAUAAAGAGGCACGACAUAGUACCCGCUCGUCUGAAUAACAAUUAUGACCAUUCGCGGUUACCCACUUGCUUGGACAAUAUUGUGCAUAUUAAUAGGCACUACACCUUUUUUGACAUGAAUUUCUCAUAAAUUAUCACUUGGGCUCGCCUGAAAAGACCGCUACUAAGACGACUCCUCGCCGAGCACUUUUCUUUCUGAUGCUCUUAGUUUUGACAUUUUCCUGUACAAAUUUUUUUUCGUAGUUCGAUAUUAUUCCCUGCCCCUACCAUAUGCUUUAAUGUUAUCACAAAAAUUAUUGGGAAGUGGUGUUACUUAACUACGAUCUAGCUCUUGGCCUUGCUGUUACUCGCAGAUGACAUCAAUCAUCCACUUGUACGAUGCACUUUUACAAUUGUGGAACCGCAAUAAAAUCACGUCGACAGAACACUGAGGCGUACUAUCGAC
Molecule: messenger RNA, 4004 nt
Organism: Amoebophrya sp. A120
Lineage: Eukaryota; Dinophyceae; Syndiniales; Amoebophryaceae
Source: the annotation of a GenBank genome assembly